Messenger RNA from Syngnathus typhle (broad-nosed pipefish), 3205 nucleotides. Its product is annotated as meprin A subunit alpha-like. The record is from RefSeq and is a predicted model, not a curated record. Gene Ontology annotation, molecular function: zinc ion binding; protein binding; metalloendopeptidase activity. The coding region runs from base 869 to 3001 and encodes 710 amino acids. Gene Ontology annotation, cellular component: membrane. Gene Ontology annotation, biological process: proteolysis. Lineage: Eukaryota; Metazoa; Chordata; Actinopteri; Syngnathiformes; Syngnathidae. The transcript is spliced from 14 exons.
AUACAAUACAAUAAAACACCUUACCAUACCAUACCAUACCAUACCAUACCAUACCAUACCAUACCAUACCAUACCAUACCAUACCAUACCAUACCAUACCAUACCAUACCAUACCAUACCAUACCAUACCAUACCAUACCAUACCAUACCAUACCAUACCAUACCAUACCAUACCAUACCAUAUAUUUAGCGCAUUUCACAAUGGCUGCAGCUGUACAUCUAACAAUCGGAGAACCAUAAAGACAGUGAAAAAAGUAAAUUAAAACAAAUUAAUAUACAGUAGUAGAAAAAUAACAAAAAAGCCAGUUGAAAACCAAUAAAAGGGGGUCUUCAAAUGAGUUUUAAAACUGGACAAAGAGGGUGAUAGCAUUUUAGGUACCUGGGAGUUCAAGCACUCAAGAAAAAUAUUCAAAUUGACUGAUCUUGACAACCAUAACAUUAAUUAUUGUUGUAAAAAUAUGAACCUUCAAUCGAGUACUGUAUGUUUUUUUUUUUACAAUUUGUUUAGCUUGUUAAAAAGAACACAGCAAAAAGACAAGAAUAUAAAAACUAAAAAAAUAAACUGAAACUUGGCUGAUGUUGUUCCAAUGAAGGAAAACAUUAUUCUUACAUGCAUAGAAUCUUAGAUAAGGAAAUUUUAUAGAUACACAUGGAGAGGAUUAUUAUUGUUGUUUUAUUUUUUUAAGCAAGAUAGUUAGUAAAAUCAUAUCAGAUGAUGUGCAGUGUCAACAGAAACACUCGAGGCUGAGAAGAUGCGUAAAACAUUAGUUAUCCAUUAAGCUCCGUUAUGGUGAGCAAAGUUCCUCCGCAGCGGAUUUCUUUAUGGACAAGAUAUUUUCACAAGCGUCACAGAACCAAGUAAAUAACGAUGGGCUUUGAAGUGCGCUGGAUUAAGAUUGGAUCGUUGAUUGUCAUUUUGGCAGUUUUAAAGGUGCAGACUGCUCCAGCAACAACAGAUGAUAAUGCAGAUGAUGGUGAACUCAGGGUUGAUAUCCCAGACAUCAAUAAAGACUUGAGGCAUCUUUUUGAGGGAGACAUUGCUCGUGAUUCCAGCAGAAAUGCAAUCCUUGAUGAAACAAGGAGAUGGAAGUUCCCCAUACCUUACAUUUUAACAGAUUCAUUAGAGUUGAAUGCUAAAGGGGUAAUACUCCAGGCUUUUGAGGAAUACCGUUUAAGAUCUUGUGUGGACUUCAAACUUUAUGAAGGAGAAGCAAGCUACAUCUCUUUUACAAAGCUCUCUGGAUGCUGGUCGUUUGUCGGAGAUGAUAAAUAUGGACAAAAUGUGUCGAUCGGGGCACGAUGUGACACUAAGGCCAUUGUAGAGCAUGAGCUCCUGCACGCUCUUGGCUUUUACCAUGAACAGUCACGUUCCGACAGAGACGACUAUGUCAACAUAUGGUGGGACCAAAUUGAAGAAGGAAUGGAGCACAAUUUCAACAAGUAUGACGAUGACUUCAUCACUGAUCUCAACACCCCAUAUGAUUAUGAGUCCAUCAUGCACUACAGACCGCUUUCCUUCAAUAAGAAUGAGAGUAUCCCGACAAUCACUACCACCAUUCCGUUUUUUAAUGAUGUCAUCGGACAACGACUGGAUUUUAGUGCCGUGGAUAUCACGAGGCUCAACCACAUGUACAGCUGUGCAAAUACACAAACACUUCUGGACCAAUGUUCUUUCGAACUGAACAACAUCUGUGGAAUGAUCCAGAAUGAGAAUGACAAUACAGACUGGGUCCAGACGCUGAGCACUCCUGCUGACCCAGAUCAGACGCUUGCAGGACGAUGCAAGGAUUCUGGCUACUUCAUGAAGUUUGACACUUCUACUGGUAAUGCUGCAAACAGUGCUUUACUGGAGUCUCGCAUUCUUUAUCCCAAGAGACAUGAGCAGUGCUUGCAGUUCUUCUACAAGAUGAGCGGAGUAGCAGGGGACAAAUUAGUGAUUUGGGUCCGGAUGGACGAUGGAACUGGGACUGUUCGUAGUGUCAGGAAGAUCCACACCAUCACAGGUGACGGAAAUGAUGCCUGGAAAAUAAGCCAUGUAACACUCAAGAUGUCACAAAAAUUCCGCUAUAUCUUCCAAGGAAUCAGAGGAUCAAAAAACUCCUCUGGUGCCAUCUCUCUGGAUGAUAUCACUCUUAGUGAGACUGUUUGCCCCAAUGCCAUCUGGCAAAUCCACAACUUUACUGGACUUCUUUCCAGCACCCCACCUGGCAGUCCAGUAAAAAGUCCAUGCUUUUACAACAAUGAAGGCUACUCGUUUGGGAUAAGCAUUUACCCAAAUGGAAAAGACAAUGUCUACCCAGAAUACGUGGGUUUGUUUUUCUACCUCUGCAGUGGUGAAAACGACGUAGUGAUGCAGUGGCCGGCCCAGAAUCGACAAAUUACAUUUGUCGUCAUGGACCAAGAUCCUGAUGUUAAAAUGAGGAUGUCCUCGACAAGGAGUUUUACCACUGAUGUUGAUGAGCGCUGGAGCAAACCAACAGCUACGUCUAGUGCAGUGUGGAAUGCUGAUUGCAACUGUUACCAGGGUGGAGAAAGAGGCUGGAGCACUUUUAUUUCUCACAAGCAAAUCCACAAAAGGAGCUUCAUCAAAAACAAUGACCUCAUCAUUUUUGCUGAUUUUAAUGAUCUGACACAUUUAAUCAAGACUGAAGUACCCGUCAAACCUCUCCCACUAGAUGCUAAGAAUCCAGCAGAAAUGAGUUUGGGGGCUUCCGAAUCUGCUUACCCAGACCCUUGUCGUCCCAACCCUUGUUUGAAUGGUGGUGUGUGUGUGGAGAGAGAUGGAACAGCUUCCUGCAGGUGUGCUUCAAGUCAGACCUCUCUCGACAGUAGUAUGAGGUGUGAAAAUGUGAAUAUAGGCAGACGCAUUCUGCAAGCGUCUGACACUGAGCGUGAACUCCACGUGUCGAUGAUCAAAAAGGUGCCGUCCCAUUCACCAGCAUUAACGCCAAGUCUGUUUGUUGUCUCAACUGUUUGGAUAGCAAAUGUCUUCCUGAUCUAGACCACCAGUCCAAUUUCAGAUCAAUAUAUCGUGUUCAAAGAAGAAAAAAAAAGUCAACUAUAGGAGUCCUCAUCCUGACACUGUAACUAUUCUGGGGAUCAAUUUCUUCAUAUGAUUACUGUAAUUUGAUUGUAAGAAUAUUAGUAUUUUUAGAAAUUGUUUGAUAAUUUAACUGAAUUUGAUAACAUAAAAAAUUUGAUUGAU